ACCACCACUGAAGAGUAAAGAGCCCUGACUGCGCCACCGAAAUCAGAUCAAACUCGGAUUACUGACGUGUACGGUCCAGAUUCAAUCCCUUUGUAAACUAGAUUUCAGUCUCCGUGUUUAUAAUCUCUCUCCUGCCUUUAACUUUUUUCAUUGCUUCGGUUUCGUUCUCUCUCCUUUUUUUCCGCCACCUCCGUUGACAUAAUUUUUUUUCUGGUGUUAAACUCCAAUCUCAAGCCGUUCGUUCAAUUAUCUCCGAUAACAUCAUCAAAGGUCACAAUCUGAAACUCUAAUCGGUCAGAUCAGAGAUCACGAUCCGAUUCUACAGAAUAUUCAAAUCUCAGAUCUAGGGCAAAAAAUCAUAGAAACCCUAAAUUCAAAUAUAUAUAUCGAUAUAUUUUUACUUUUGUUUACAAGAUCCAUAUAUAAAUAUUCUUUACUCGUAUAUAUACAUCACUCUCAAGAUUGUAUUUUACAUAUGUUCGUAGCCGAUUUGAAUAAAUUUGUAUUUAACAAUCGAGAAAAAAAACCCUAGGUUGGAUGGGCAAAGACGAAUGUAAAUCUGUGGUAGACGUAGAGGAAGGCGAAAUAUCUGAUUCGGCUUCUGUUGAAGAGAUCAGCGAGGAGGAUUUUAUUAAGCAGGAGGCUAAGGUUACGAACACUACAAAUUCGAAUUCGAACUCGAACUCGAACUCGAACUCGAAGCCUAUGGUUUGGACGAUGGGGGAUCUGUAUAAGUAUUCGAAUAAGUAUUCGAAUUCGCGCAAUUAUGUGUCUGGUUUGUACAAUCUUGCGUGGGCGCAAGCCGUGCAGAAUAAGCCUCUGAAUGAGGUUUUAGUGAUGGAGUUCAAACCCAGUGAGAACUCGAACUUGAGACGGUCGUCGUCGUCGACUUCAAUGAACGGUAGAGAAGACAGUAAGAAUAAUAGCAGCAGUAGUUCAGUUUCAUCGUCGAAGGAAGUCGAUAAUAAGGUUAUAAUUGAUGUGAGUGGUGAUGACACUGAUGAUGCUAAGAUGGAGGAUGUAGGAGAUGAGAAGGAGGAAGGAGAAUUGGAGGAGGGUGAGAUCGAUUUGGAUUCAGAAAUUGAAGACAGGGUUGAAGAAGGUAAAUUGAUUCCCAAAGAUCCGAAUGUUAAUAAAGCAGAUGCUGAUUUGAAAGACGAAUGGGAGAAUGAGGUUAAUUCCAUUCGUGAAGAACUCAAGACCUUGACUCUGAAUGAUGCAGAGAAAUCAUAUGAUGCAGUCUGUUCCCAACUGCAAAACUCAUUGGACCGCAUGAGGGAAGUAUUUUUGCAAAAUUCUGUUCCCACAAAGGAUGAUAUCGUUCAGCUGUCAUUUGCUGCCAUUCAGACUCUUAAUUCAGUUUUCCGUUCCAUGAAUCAAAAUCAAAAGGAGCAGAAUAGGGAAAUUUUAUCAAGUUUGCUUGGACAAGUAACAUGUGAAAAUACUCCUUUUUUUUCUCCUGCGCAAUUGAAAGAGAUAGAGGUCAUGAUACCAGCACUUGGUUCUCCUGCUGUUGUGUCUAGUACUGCAGACAAUGAUGUGGAGAAAAAGAUGCAGGUCAUUGAGAAAGUGAAUCAAAAUGUUUCUGUUGCUUCAGGUGAAAAUGCUGGUCAUGAUUUGACUUCUUCAAAGAAGUUUGUGUUAGACUCCAGGUCCAUUGAAUCCUUGUAUCCAAAUGAUCCCAGCAUAUUUCCAGAACCUUUAAAAUUAGGACCAGGUAGUUCUAAAGGUAGAGGGGUAUUGCUUCCCCUAUUAGACCUUCACAAGGAUCAUGAUGCAGACAGUCUUCCGUCACCUACACGGGAAACCCCACCACGUCUGCUUGUAAACAGAGUAUCAGCUGUUGGAGAUACAGUGUUUAAACCAGAUUUGUUACAACCUAGGGCAGCUCUUGAUACGGAAAAUACUGUAAUGCAUCCUUAUGAAACAGAUGCCCUUAAAGCUGUUUCCACCUAUCAACAAAAAUUUGGUCGAAGUUCAUUUAUUUUGAAGGACAGACUUCCUAGCCCAACCCCUUCAGAAGAAUGUGAUGAUGAUAGAGAUGGGGGCUCUAGUGGGGAGGUUUCAAGCUCUUCCAUUGUUGGUGAUGCAAACUCUGUAUAUGCACCCAAUUUAGCACGACCCAGUGUUUCUUCUACUCAUAACAUGGAUAUAUCCAGUGUACAAGGACUGAGUAGUGCUGGGAAUGCUGGCAUUCCAAGUUCUGGGUCUAACCCUGUAUUAAGAGCUCUGGCAAGGAGUAGAGAUCCCAGGCUCCGGUAUGCAAAAUCUAGUGCAGGUACUUUGGAUCUCAACCAAUUUCCCUUACCUGGGAUGAACACUGAACCUAAAAUGGAUCCCCUUGGGGGAAUAAUAAUCUCAAAGAAGCAGAAAAUUGUUGAGGAGCCUGUUUUGGAUGGUCCUGCACUGAAGAGGCAAAGGAAUGGGUUGACGGAUUCUGGGCUGGCUAUGGAUGUGCCUACAGCAUCCGGAAGUGGUGGUUGGUUGGAGGAUAGAGGCACGGUUCGACCUCAGUUUAUAAACAGAAACCAGGCAGUAGAGAAAAUGGGAAGUGUUACCAGGAGCUUGGGAAAUGAAGUAACUUGCUCUGAUGCCACCAGUAGUACACCCAAUAUAACAAUUGGUGGGAACGAGCAAUUACCAGUAACAGUUACCAACACCACAGCUUCCUUGCAUUCUAUAUUGAAAGACAUUGCAGUGAAUCCAGCCAUGUUGAUGAAUAUAAUUAAGAUGGAACAACAGAAGUCUGUUGAUCCUGCAAAAAGUAUAACACAAUCAUUAAGCUUGAACUCAAUAUUGGGAGCAGUUCCAUUGAUGAAUGUUGCUCCCCCAAAGUCCUCAGAGCUUGGGCAGAGAUCUGCAGGAAUACUUCAGACUCCUCAAACAGCUUCAACUAACAUGCAAGAGGAAUUGGGAAAAGUUCGCAUGAAGCCCCGUGACCCUCGCCGUGUACUCCAUAAUAAUACGUUUCAUAAGCCUGGGAGCUUAGGAUCUGAUCAGUGUAAAACAAAUGUUGCUCCUAUAGCAAGUUCUCAGGGAAUGAAGGGCAAUUUGUAUCCCCAAAAGCAAGAGGAUCAGUCAGACAAAAACUCCGUGCCUUCCCAGUCAAUCACUCCACCGGAUAUUACACAGCAGUUCACUAAGAAUCUGAAAAACAUUGCUGAUAUUAUUUCUGUAUCCUUAGAACCUAUGAGUCCAGCAAUUUCUCCAAAUUUUCCUUCACAGCCUGCACAAGUUCCUUUGAGUAAAGUAGAUGUAAAAGGUGUAGUUUCAGAUUCGGGUAACUUGCAGACGACUGGUUCUUCAACUGAGGAAGUUGCUGUAGAUCCCUCUGGACCAAAAAACACUUGGGGAGAUGUUGAGCACCUAUUUGAAGGAUUUGAUGACCAGCAAAAAGCUGCUAUCCAGAAAGAGAGAGGAAGGAGAAUUGCAGAGCAGAAGAAAAUGUUUGCUGCCCGUAAGCUCUGCCUUGUCUUGGACCUAGAUCACACUCUUCUUAAUUCAGCAAAGUUUGUCGAAGUAGAUUCUGUUCAUGAUGAGAUCUUGAGAAAGAAAGAGGAGCAGGAUCGUGAAAAGCCACAGAGGCAACUUUUUCGGUUUCUUCAUAUGGGAAUGUGGACCAAAUUGAGGCCUGGGAUAUGGAAUUUCUUGGAGAAGGCUAGCAAGCUAUUCGAGCUGCAUCUGUACACAAUGGGGAACAAGUUGUAUGCUACAGAGAUGGCAAAAUUGCUUGAUCCUAAAGGUGUUCUGUUUGCUGGGCGAGUUAUCUCCAGGGGUGAUGACGGGGAUCCGAUUGAUGGUGACGAGAGGGUUCCGAAGAGUAAGGAUUUGGAAGGGGUUUUGGGUAUGGAAUCUUCUGUGGUCAUUAUAGAUGAUUCAAUUAAAGUCUGGCCACAUAACAAACUGAACUUGAUAGUUGUAGAAAGGUAUAUUUAUUUUCCUUGCAGUAGACGCCAAUUUGGGCUUCCUGGUCCUUCUCUCCUUGAGAUUGAUCAUGACGAAAGAUCAGAAGAUGGGACUUUGGCAUCUUCUUUGGCGGUCAUUGAAAGAAUACAUCAGAACUUUUUUUCACAUCGGUCCUUGGAUGAAGCUGAUGUCAGAAACAUCCUUGCCUCAGAGCAACGGAAAAUUUUAGGUGGUUGUCGUAUCGUCUUCAGUAGGGUGUUUCCGGUUGGCGAAGCCAAUCCUCACUUACAUCCACUGUGGCAGACAGCCGAACAGUUUGGUGCUGUAUGCGUCAACCAGAUUGAUGAACAAGUCACCCAUGUAGUUGCCAAUUCUCUUGGGACUGACAAGGUGAACUGGGCUCUUUCUACAGGAAGAUUUGUUGUCCAUCCUGGCUGGGUGGAAGCGUCAGCUUUGCUUUACAGGAGAGCGAAUGAGCUUGAUUUUGCUAUUAAACCAUAAACAAAUCACCAUUCCUUUCCACCUGGUAAACUACGAGUUCAUGACCACCACCUGUAAGAGCCUAGAAUCAAGUCUCAAAAUGAAGUUGGUGAAGGGACAAUCAGGUCAUGUUUUGCUAGACCUGUGAUUGUCGCUUAAUUCUGAUUCGAUUUGAUUCGAUUCGAUUCUCAUUGGCCACCCAUAAAAGCUGGUUGAACGACUGUAUUACCCAACCCCGUUGGCCGUUGAAGAUAAAUUCCGGAUUACGUGUUCCUAUCCAGCUCAUAAGAUAAUCUGAGCCCUGAAAAUCCAAAUAAUUUAUCUCUCCAUGCCUUAGUAAGGCUUACUAUGGGAUAAAAAAUUUGGGUGGUGACUUGCCCUGGCAGGACUCGGGCAGUUUUGUGCAAGCCAGCCUUCCCUUUGCAGCAAAGUUUUGUGAAAUUUCUUGAACUAAAUUAUCCAUCGAGCAGCUUCCGUAGUUUUGGGUUGGGGUGGGUUAACAAUGAUCAAACAUAAAAAUGUAUCAUUGGGAAAAUUCUCAAUCGUAUUAAAUGGAAGAUUAAAUAAAUAUAUACUAAACAUUGUUGGAUGGAAAGGGAAGUAAAAUUAAAUAAUGAAUUAGUUGAAGUUUUCGCAUUUUUAAUACAAAAUUGAUUUUUGGAGAA
Messenger RNA from Cornus florida, 5051 nucleotides. Its product is annotated as RNA polymerase II C-terminal domain phosphatase-like 3. Gene Ontology annotation, cellular component: nucleus. The transcript is spliced from 12 exons. The coding region runs from base 538 to 4407 and encodes 1289 amino acids. Lineage: Eukaryota; Viridiplantae; Streptophyta; Magnoliopsida; Cornales; Cornaceae. The record is from RefSeq and is a predicted model, not a curated record. Gene Ontology annotation, molecular function: RNA polymerase II CTD heptapeptide repeat phosphatase activity.